Arabidopsis thaliana (thale cress) is the source of this 2289-nucleotide messenger RNA. RefSeq names its product RNA-binding KH domain-containing protein. The record is from RefSeq and is marked reviewed. Gene Ontology annotation, molecular function: RNA binding. The transcript is spliced from 8 exons. Bases 205 to 2028 code for a protein of 607 amino acids. Lineage: Eukaryota; Viridiplantae; Streptophyta; Magnoliopsida; Brassicales; Brassicaceae.
CCACUAACAAAGUAAGAAGUCUAACAUCGUUUCACAUCAUUUUGUUCAGCGUAAAAUCGAAUAGAAAAAAAGGGGUAACAGAGGAAAAAAAACAAAAAGCUCUACGGUAUUUCUCUCAAACCCUUAACGACGAGAGCCGUCGCUAAUCGACGACGUAAUUCUUAGGUCGAACGGAAAACUCCGCCGCUACGUUUAGUCGAAGAGAUGACUUCUACUUCCGCUGCGAAGAUCUCAAUGUUUGGUGCCAAAUCUGGAUUCGUUAUCCCUAAAAACAAACUAUCUGGAUCAUUGAUCCCAAUUUUUCAACGUGGAAACAAAACCCUAGGAAGUGCCGAUUCAGACACUGGACCUCCGUCGAAGCUGGGGAAGAAAAGAAAGACUAAAUGGGCUCCUGAUUUGUCACAAGAUAUUGCAGUCAAGAAAUGUCGAUUUUUAGCUUACCAGAAACGCGUGGAUCAAAUUACACAGCGAUUGGAAUCUGGAACUCUUGAAGUGGAGACUAAUAGAACUGACCUGGAGUUUGAAAAACGCGAAGCAAUUGGGGAGAUACUCGAGUUGAAUCCGAGGUACAAGGCUCCACCUGAUUAUAAGCCAUUGCUGAAAGAAGCUAGAUUGCCGAUCGAUGUUAAAGAACAUUCUGAUUUCAGCUUUCUAAGUCUCAUAUUUGGUUCCCAAGGUGAUACUCAAAAGCGGCUCGAAAAAGAGACUGGAGCUAAAGUACAAAUUUUCGGUACUAAAACAGGAGGAGAGAAGGUUGAACUCUCUCCUUCGGAUGAAAAUGAGAUCCAGAAGUCAUGGCAAGAGUUAUAUUUUCAGAUAUCAUCUGACACUUACGAAAAAGUGGAUGCAGCUAUUGCUGUAGUUGAGCUACUUAUGUCUUCAGUGUCUGGAAAUACAGGAGCUGGUGCUGCUCCUCCAUCUUCCAUAUCUGAAAUUAUUUCAACUAUUCCAGGCAACAGCAUCGCAACUGCUACAGCCCCGACCUCUGAACGGACAACUGACCAUAGCCAAGUCCUACAGCAUGGUUCCUCAUUUCAUUUGUCUUCAAAUCAAGCUCCACUUCAUCCACCUCUUGAACACUUUGUUUCAGGUCUUGGUUAUAAUAUCCAGGAGCAAGAACUGCCUAAAAAUUCUAUGAAUCUCAAUCCUCUUUUUGCUCAGCAACUACUUCCAGUUCCUCAUGACACAUCAUUACCUCCUGGUUCUCACGUCCCUCGACCACCGGAUUCGUUCCCUUUUAGCCUUUCCAACACACCAAGGACCUAUUCUGUGACUUUGCCUCCAUAUUCUGGCAGUCAGAUACAACCAAUAGGACCACGUUCUACUGUGAGGCCGUCGACCCUAUUUACUUUCCAUCCUGUACAUAGACCAACACUGUUACCAGACAUAGACCAAUCAGUACGGCCUUUGGCUCCUAACUUCAGUCCACAUCCUGUAGCUCAUCAGCCAGGUACUGAAAUACCAUCAAUUCCUUUUCCCUCGGCUAGCAGUCUAAUAGCAGAAUAUGGUUCUGGUAGUUCUCUGCGUCCCAUGUCAGUGUCACCACAUAUUGCUAGUAGGCCUGCUGGUCUUGUUCCGGCUUAUCCUCCCACAAAUACUGCUUCUAGGCCGUUUCACGGGGAUUUCGGUUACAUACCACAACAAUCAAACAUUAUUACCACACCACAUAUAUCCCCUAGACCCAACUCACAAUCAGCUCAUCUCCCUCAUCUGCCAUUUCAAGCCUCUCAACAUUUUGGGCAAAAUUUCACAAGAUCGCAGCACUUCGACAGGCAGAUGGAUCAACCCUUGAGCCACCCAUCUGCACCAUUUCAUGGUAACGCGAGAUCAAACGUCGGACCUCCAUUGUCUCAGAUGAUGCCUAGAAACUUCCCUGGAGCUCAAUUCCCGCAGCAUUCUGCUCAUUUCCCUCCAAGACCAGUGUUUCAUCAUGAUAACCUGAUACCGCGUGGCCAGCCACAGAUUCGCCAACGGUUCAACUCUGGUGUCCAUCAAGUAUAUGACCCUUUUUCACCUAGUGAUGGUUAAUUCAGUAUUGUGUUUUCAAUAGCCAUGUUUCUGCAAUAGGGACUGUCCCUUCUGUUACAAGUUACUUAAUCGGUUUAUGUAAUUUACAAUGUAUAAAUGCAAUUGUUAAUCACUUUUAUGAUGGCCUGAGAAACCUAUAUUCGGUACCUUUUUUGUUUGUGAUGUGAUGGUUCUUGCAUAAAUUGAGAUGGCAUGAUGAAAUUAUUGACUAUCUUAUCCAAUCCUAAUGCAACUACAUACCUCGCAACGAUUUUGAUAAUU